Molecule: messenger RNA, 943 nt
Organism: Entrophospora sp. SA101
Lineage: Eukaryota; Fungi; Glomeromycota; Glomeromycetes; Entrophosporales; Entrophosporaceae
Source: the annotation of a GenBank genome assembly
AUGGGCUCAAUACUUUCACAUUUAAGUAAGGGAAAUGGAGUUGCAUCAAUGCCUGACUUAAACCUUGAUCUUGAAAAUGCUAUACCAACAGAAACAGAAUUAGCAUUAUAUCAACAUGUUUCGGCACUUUUGCAACCUACAGAUGUAUUAUUAGAUUCAUUAAGGCUAUAUGAAGGGUGUGGAGAUUUGAUUAAAAAAGCAAUAUCAAAUCCUACGCCUGAUAAUGAAGAAGAAGCAUGGCAAGCUAUACAACCUGCUGUUGCUAAAUUAAAGAAAUAUUUUGAAUAUUCUACUUUACUUGAUGCACUUCCAGAAUUAUUAAGCGCUUUAUGUGAUGGAAAUGCUUUAAAUAAUAUUGAACAACAACAAGCACUUACCAAGUUAUUAGCAAAUAUACUAGAUUUUGCUUUUGAAUUCGAUUCCUUGAAGGUGAGAACACCAUCAAUUCAAAAUGAUUUCUCUUAUUAUAGAAGAACACUUAGUAGAGGAAAACUUGUAAAUGAAGUAGAUCUAAAGACAGCUAUGAUUGAGGAUGAAUUGGCCAAUAGAAUUUCAUUGUUUUAUGCAUAUCCAACACCAAUGUUAAAAACAGUUACUGACGUAACUGAACUUUUUGUAGCCAAGAACAAUCUUGGUAGAAGUGUGUUAGAAUGUUUGUCAGGAUUAGCUGCUGCUUGUUAUCAUUCAGUUACCAGAAGAACUCAAAAACCAGAAACAACAGCAUUUUGUUUAAGAGUAAUGGUUGUUUCCAUUAUUUUAUAUGAUCACAUUGAUCCACAAGGUGCUUUCAAUAGACAAUCACUAAUAAAUAUAAAAUCAUCAGUAAAAGCAAUUCAAACUCAUGGUACAAGUGAAUGUACUAAUUUAAUAUCUGCAUUGCGUUUCAACACCAAACAUUUAAACGAUCAAUCAACUCCAAAAAAUAUAAAACAACUUUUGAGCG